This is a messenger RNA of Hibiscus syriacus, 537 nucleotides long. Its product is annotated as 60S ribosomal protein L31-like. Gene Ontology annotation, biological process: cytoplasmic translation. The transcript is spliced from 4 exons. NCBI's taxonomy places the organism in Eukaryota, Viridiplantae, Streptophyta, Magnoliopsida, Malvales, Malvaceae. The record is from RefSeq and is a predicted model, not a curated record. The coding region runs from base 138 to 500 and encodes 120 amino acids. Gene Ontology annotation, cellular component: ribosome; cytosolic large ribosomal subunit. Gene Ontology annotation, molecular function: structural constituent of ribosome.
AGCUGUAUGGUAGUUAGGGUUUGCUCAUUUGUGUAUAUUUUUGCUUGAGCUGCCUUCCAGCUGUUUCGUCUCUCGUCGGCUCGCUUCUGCUUUCCAUAAAUCCAAUCAGGUAAGGUCCAACGUAAGAGGGAGUGCAAAUGGUUGAGAAAACAAGGGGAAGAAAGGAAGAGGUGGUGACUAGAGAGUACACCAUCAACCUUCAUAAGCGCCUCCAUGGCUGUACAUUCAAGAAGAAGGCUCCCAAGUCUAUAAAGGAGAUCAAGAAAUUUGCAGAAAAAGCAAUGGGGACAAAGGAUGUCAGAGUUGAUGUCAAGCUGAACAAGCACAUCUGGAGCAGAGGGAUCCGAAGUGUCCCAAGAAGGAUAAGGGUCCGCAUUGCUCGCAAGAGAAACGACGACGAAGAUGCUAAGGAGGAGCUCUACUCCCUGGUAACUGUCGCAGAAAUCCCAGCUGAAGGACUGAAGGGUCUAGGAACCAAGGUCAUCGACGACGAGGAGUAAUUUCAUUGAUCUUUAGUUCACCAAAAGCGCACUGCUG